AUGCCUUCCGCUCCUUCCAACCUCUUUGUCGCCCCUCCAUCCGUCCUAUCUCGCGCUCUGCUACGGCGACCUGCCCAGCGCUCAUCACAAAACCGAAAUUUCGGCAUCAAGUCAAUAGACCCGCCGAGACCCAACCCAUACAAUGUCGUUCCGGGAAUCAAGCCUUUACUAUCUACACAAGCCGCAGCUUUCCAGCGAAGAAUAGCGUCAGACACACUACCGUUACGGACCGGAGCUUUAGCCGUCAAAAAGGGCAUGACAGCCGUUUUCGACGUCCAGUCCGGCAAGCGCAUACCUUGCACAGUCCUACAGCUGGACCAGAAUGAAGUGGUCAGCCACAAGACGAGAAGGCGGCAUGGCUACUAUGCUGUUUGCGUGGGUUGUGGAUCGAUUAACUCGAAGAACGUAACGAAACCGAUGCUGGGCCACUACGCUGUUCAAGGCGUCAGUCCCAAGCAGCAUCAGCGCGAGUUCCGCGUCCGCAACAAGGAAGGCCUGCUACCUGUUGGCGAGGAGAUCCGGGCGAACUGGUUCAUCGAGGGACAAUUUGUGGACACACGGUCGAAUUGCAAGGGUAAAGGCUUCGCAGGGCCGAUGAAGAGAUGGGGUUUCAAAGGGCAACCGCGAAGUCACGGUCACUCGAAAAGUCACAGAUCGCACGGUUCGCUGGGCCAGGGCCAAGGGGGUGGUUCUCGUGUGUACCCUGGCAAGAAGAUGGCUGGUAAUAUGGGUGGACAGAGGAACACGGUGCAGAGUCUGAGGAUUCUGCAAACAGAUGCCGAUAACGGUAUUGUGGUGGUGAAUGGUGCUGUUAGCGGGCCCAAAGGAACCUUGGUCAUGAUACAAGACGCUCUGAAGAAAGCGUGGCCUACAGUUCCCGAACCACCCACGCCGGAAGAAAUUAACGCCAAACUGAGGGAGGCUGUGGAUGCAAAGGCCUGA
Exophiala viscosa is the source of this 942-nucleotide messenger RNA. RefSeq names its product 50S ribosomal protein L3. Gene Ontology annotation, cellular component: mitochondrial large ribosomal subunit; ribosome. Gene Ontology annotation, molecular function: structural constituent of ribosome. Gene Ontology annotation, biological process: translation. Lineage: Eukaryota; Fungi; Ascomycota; Eurotiomycetes; Chaetothyriales; Herpotrichiellaceae. The transcript has 2 exons. Bases 1 to 942 code for a protein of 313 amino acids. The record is from RefSeq and is a predicted model, not a curated record.